UUUUAACCAAAAAUACUGCUUAUACAGCUGUAAUUUGUAUUAAAACUUAGUAAAUAUUGUGUAUUUUAGGUUUAUAAGUCUGACUGUACUGUGGAGUAAGUACAGAGUAAAAAUGGCGCAGUUUGAUCUUACAUCUAAAGUAGGAUGUUACCUUGAUCGUCAUUUAGUUUUCCCAUUGCUUGAAUUUCUCUCGGAACGAGACAUUUUCGAUGAGCGGGACCUACAUAAAGGGAAGCUUGAGUUACUUAGUAACACCAACAUGGUGGACUUUGCUAUGGAUGUACACAAGACAUUAUACCCGGGAGAGGAAAUCCCUUCAAGCCUUCGAGACAAGAGAAACAACGUUGUCAGUUUGUUGAAAUCAUAUACCGUUAAAACUGAGCCAAUAGUUCAUAUAUUUGAGCAAGAUGAAGUCAGAAAACAGAUUGAAACAACUCGCGACGGCAAACAGUUGUUUGAAUAUUUGGAAAAAAAUCACAACUUUAAACUGGAAGAUCUUGAUACGUUGUACGAUUAUGCGAAGUUCCAAUACGAGUGUGGAAACUAUUCGGGAGCUGCGGAGUAUCUCUACUUCCAUCGUGUGUUGGUACAACCGGACGACAAGAGAGCAAUGGACUCUCUGUGGGGAAAACUAGCGAGUGAAAUAUUGAUGCAGGAUUGGGACACAGCGUGGGAAGAUUUACACCGCUUGCAGGAAAGCAUUGACUCCAACACAAUAGCAAGCCCUCUGCAGUUACUCCAGCAAAGGACAUGGCUCAUACAUUGGUCUCUAUUCGUUUUCUUCAACCAUGCCAAAGGAAGAGAUGAAAUUAUUGAUUUGUUUCUUUACCAGCCACCCUACUUAAACACCAUACAAACCAUGUGUCCAUGGGUGCUACGGUAUUUAACUACUGCCGUUAUCACUAACAAGAGAAGAAGACAGGUUCUUAAAGAUUUGGUGCGAGUGAUCCAACAAGAAGCAUACACAUAUCGUGACCCUGUAACUGAGUUUCUUGAAUGCCUUUACGUUCACUUUGAUUUUGACAAGGCCCAAGAAAAGCUACGCGAAUGCGAACUUGUUCUUUCAAACGAUUUCUUCCUCAUCGCUUGUUUGGACGAUUUUAUCGAAAACGCUCGACUCUUUAUCUUCGAAACUUUCUGUAGGAUUCAUCAGUGCAUCAGUAUUGACAUGCUUGCUGACAAGCUAAACAUGUCCGUGGACGAGGCCGAACGAUGGAUCGUCAACUUGAUCCGUAACGCUCGUUUGGAUGCAAAGAUUGAUUCAAAGAUGGGGCAUGUUAUGAUGGGGACGCAAGCUGUCUCAUCAUAUGAACAAGUAAUUGAGAAAACGAAGAGUUUAGGUUUACGAACCCAAAUGUUGUCGACAAACGUUGAAAGAAGGUUGAAUAAAGAAAGAGAUCGAACAGAUGCUGUUCCCCACUGGGCAGGAGGGCCAAAAGAAAAUUGGUGAUCGUUCGUUUCAAUUGGGAUUUAAGAUUUCAUUCUGUUUGUUUUUCAAGAUCACUAGAAGAAUAUAUAAGGAAAUAAUUCACUGGGUUGUAAAUCGUGUUUGAACGUCGUUUGGACUUGGGAUGGGAAAUAAAUGUUUUGUUCUCAAAAGAUGUGUUUUUUUAUGGGUUUUUGUCGAAUUUUUAAAAGCCAAUAAAAAGAUACAGAAACAGU
Molecule: messenger RNA, 1662 nt
Organism: Ciona intestinalis (vase tunicate)
Lineage: Eukaryota; Metazoa; Chordata; Ascidiacea; Phlebobranchia; Cionidae
Source: RefSeq, a predicted model, not a curated record